GCUACUUCGUUUGCGUCGACGAUCGCUGCCAGUAGAAAGUCGUUGGCAGUUGGUGGGUGCGGUUGAUUCGCGUGAGUCAGAGAAAAGUGCGUCGGUUAAGUUUUGCGAGAAAGUUUUUCGAGCAGUUACGAGGUGAACGAAGUGAACCAACGUGAUAGGAAAGAGAGUCAUCGUUAUUGCGAUCGUUUGAAUUUUACAUUUCGUCGUCUUAUCGAUUCUCGCUGGCAUCCCAGGGAUCGGAGAAACGAUUUCGAACGAGUUUACGAUCGAAAAAGAUUACGAUCGCAACACCUCUAACUUACGAAGGAUUUAUCUCGUCACAUUUGCGAGAUCAUCCUAACGAAAUCGAAAAUUUUCGAGGAAAUAUAAAACGAUUAACGCAAAGUUUCGAUACGUUGGAACAGUUCGUGUUAAAUUGUUUCCGAUAUUUGCGGAACAGCUAUCGAAAAACUCUCGAUAUUUUUCCUCGCACUGGAGUGUCGACGAACGAAUAUUACGCGCGAUCGUACGACGUGGCGGCGACGCCAUUUUGUGAAGACUCCUGUGUGCGUCCCGUGAGCAACGGUCUCACUCGAGUCAUAACCCUUCGAACCACGGAAAGAAUAGUGUUUUCUUUCGGCCGCGUCGUCUCUCGACUGUCUCGGGAACGGAAGAAGUGGAGGAAGAAGAGGAGUGGUUUAACAUCGACAAAAUUUUACCAUAGACCGUUCGUCCUGGGUCAUAUCGCAUAGCAACCAUGAGACUGGAAAUCGUGUCAGCGGCGGAUUUUUUGGUGCAUUUAUUGCGUCUUCAAACGGGUCAGCUGUCCGAACGUCAGCUGGAGAUGUUCAAGUCCUCUUUAACGGAGGUACUACGUCACCGUUACAGGGAUCACUGGUUCCCAGAUCGUCCAAAUCGAGGUUCUGGCUAUCGUUGCAUACGCAUUAAUGGUAAGAUGGAUCCUGUAAUUGCACAGGCAGGUGCAAACGUUGGGCUAUUACCAACAGUAUUGCAUAAUUUAUUUCCAAGCGAGCUCACUAUGUGGAUCGAUCCGUCGGAAGUAUCAUACAGAAUCGGAGAAAAUGGAUCGAUUUGCGUAUUAUACGAGCGUACAGAGCCCGAACCAGAAGAGGCUCAACAACAUCAACAUCAACAUCAACAUCAACACCAGCACCAGCACCAACAUCAGCAUCAACAUCAUCAACAGCAGCAGCAACAACAGCAACAACAAUUUGAAAGUUGCAAAGAUUCGCUACUGUUGGAACACUCGCAAUUUAGCGAGCAAAUCGCCGCAUUCGUUUCCAGUUGAAGCGUUUUUCGGCGCAGGUUCACCGAUGCGAUAAAAAUCGCAUCUCGCUUCAUUUCCAUUGGACGUGCAUCACGCUCUCGGACUGAUCAAAGCAUAUACGUUUCGUGAUAUGUGAUCGCGUUCCUCUGGUCGGGUGAAUAUUCGGGCUCGUGCACACGAACGCGCAAUUCUGCUCUACCCGAGUCGAAUUCCUCCAAAAUUAUAAGUGUAACAAGCUCUUUCGUGCACAUCGUUUAAAAAGAAAAAAAAAAAAAAGAAAGAAAUGAACAAGAAAUGUGUAUAAAAAAUGUGUAUAACUGUUUUUCGGCCGAAAUCUGAAUUAUCGAAGAAAUUCGUCCAAACACGUAUUUGUCUGACGGAGUUCUCGGCGUUUUCUCGACGGGUUCCUGACGAGUCCCAACGAUCAUGAUCACAGUUGACUCUAGUCCAAUUAUACAUGUAUACGAGUCAUCCUGAAUUUUCGUCAAUCGUGCGCGAAAAAAAGAGAAGGGUACUCGUAGCAAGAAGAAGGGGAAAGAAGUGUUGUCUCACCAUCAUUCGUUCGAAUAUUCGGAGAAGAAUACUGCGCGUUCGCGUAACGUCGUGUGUAUCUAGACCAGCGGUCCUUUAAACGUCCUGAAACGUGUCUCGCAAGAAGAUUCAGAUUUUUCCAUCUCAGAUAUUAUGCUGGAAAUACUGGCUGCUGGCGAGACCGGGCCUGCAAAAGUGAGAAAAAAAAUAUGGGCGAGCUCCGCGAGGAUCUCUCUCAGUCCGACAAAUUGAUCUCAGCUCUCCUCCCCGCGUAUAUUUCUAUUUAUUUCGAAAAGAAGUUACGCCUGGAUAGGGGAACAACGAACCAGUCUGACACUCGCUUCUCUAUUCUCACGAGAGGGAAAAGCGAAAUGAACCUCUCUCCCUCAAGAAGAAUUCAACAACGUGUUUUUACCGUCAUAAAAAAAUCUCUUUUCUUCCACAUCGAACAUCUUUUCUUUUUAUAUAUCAAUCUAAUUGAUUUUAUUCUUCUGAGCCCUCAUGUUCCGGUGUUCUCGUGUUUGUCGAUAAGCGAAAGGCGAACAUCGAGGAAUAUGAAAUAAAAAAAAAAAAAAGAGAAAAAGAAGGACAAGCAAUUUUUACUUUCUAAGUGGAAAAUCGACGAACAAUAUACUAUAGGCUGCAUUCUCUCUUCUGUCCGCAUGGUCAUCACGCUGUGGUCGUCAAGGAUUUUUUUCUCCCUAACCUCGCACUAUCAAUGCAAAUUACCACCGAGCCACACACAAACACAAAACACGUAUUGUAAAAGACAAAAAAUAAUUCGAAGGAAAAAGGAACAAACGUAUAUACAUUACAUGUCAUCGCAUCGUCGAACACAUUGAAGGAAUCUGUUUAACAACAAUCAACAAUUAUUGAUCGAUCGAUUUUUGAUUUUCUUCUUUGAUCCGGAACUUUUUUUUUUUUCCAUGGAACGCGUACAUGCUAAUAACGCAUGAUAGAUGUCUAUCAUUUUAUAUCCUCGGCGUCAUUGGCCCGUAUUUAUCCGUUCUUGGAUCAUCCAUUGCCAUUCUUUCAUUGGUCGUCGACUAUCGAGCAACCAUUAAACUCGAAUCACACGAAUAGCAUCGUUGACACAAAAAAGAACACACGUUACACUUCAUACGUACAAACCUUUAAAAAGCGUGAGUUUAUAUGUACAUAUAUAUAGUUAUUAUGUAUGUAGAAGGCACAUAAUGCGCAAACUUCGUUUUCGUCCGUUUGCGCAUAUAUGAUAUGUCAAAUUGUAUAUUAUCUGUUUUCUGAGCAUAAAAUGGCAAUGAAUGUGAGCAAGAAAGAGAGAGAGAGAGAGAGAGAGAGAGAAAGAAAUGAAUGGAAAUGAGGGAGAGAAAAAGAAAGAAAGAAAGAGUGAGAUCGUGUAUAUGAAUCUAGAGUAAAUGAGAGUAAGAGAAAGAGGGGAUAUGUAUCGUAUGCAUGAGAGAGAGCAAAUGAACAAAUAAAUAUGAAACAAAUAACUGUGAUUGACUUUGCAUGAGAUGAGAAGGCGUGUUUCGUGCAUAUCGGAUAAUUAUCUUUUCUGGUGUUUCGAACGUGACAGAAUGAUCGAAUGGAGGGAAGAAUGUAUGUUGACACGAAUGAAAACGAAUGUAAAAUGGAUAUCGUCACGUGGUUAAUUUUCAAUCAUUCAAUUCAAAUUUGACAAUAAUAUCUUUCCUUUUCAAAAAUUUACUUUUUUUUUUUUUUUUAAAUCGAUUCAGCUUUUUUAUUUUACAAAAUUGAUCUACUUAUUUAUUGAUUUAAUAACUUUAUUUCGCUGAUCUAUUAUAAAAAAAAAUAUAUAUAUAUAUAUAUAUUGCUGGAUUGUUGCAAUUUAAUUUAAUUUUAAUCGGAUAUAUAUAUAUAUAUAUAAUGCAAUAGGAAUCUGGUGCGUAUGAUAAAGAAUAUAAUAUCUAUAUAUGGGUUUCAAUUUUACUUAUAAAGGACUUUUUCAAUACGAAAAUUCUGAUUUUUUUUUUCAACUUUGCAGAUUUGUAAGCUUGUAUCUAACAAUUUCUCUUUUUUUUUCCCCCCCUCAUUAUUUAUUUUUUAACCUUUCAAUUAUAAUUAUUCUAUGUCUUCCCAGAAUAAUGUGCAAUAAAAAUUGUUAAAAACUCGUACUUAAAAUAAAAAAAAGAAAAAAAGAAAAAAAAAUAAAAAAGCACUCUCAUAGUCAAAAAACGUAUCUUACAAAUGUAUAUAUAUUCUAUAAUUGGACAAUUUAUAUUACAAUACGAAUGAAAUCGUACUAUUUUUAUUUGAACAAUUUUCUUUAUAUUCAAAGUAUAAAAAAAAAAAAAAAUGAAAAAAAGAAAGAAGAAAAGAAACGCUUUCAAUUUUAAUUUUUUUCAUUUUAAAAAAUCGAAUAUAUAAAGAAAUUGUUUGGUACCAACGAAAGUUUUUCUUACAAAUUUAUAAUGUUAAAAAAAAGAAAAGAAAUCCGAAUUUUCAAAAUUUACACAAGUUUUCUUAUUAGCAAUUCUAAUUGUUCCAAGAUGAAAUCAUUCGAUUAUAUACAUAUGCUCGUAUAUGUAUAUAUAGAUAUGUGAUCGUUUCGUCAUGGGUUCUUCGAUGGCGUGUCUGGCUUACCUGAUAAAAAGAAAAAAAAAGAUAUCGAAUAACAGAUAACAAAGACGAAAAUCAUCCAAUGAUGUAUCGUUGAUAAAAAUUAUAUUUUCUUUUUUCUUUCGUUAAAACACAUUUUAAUUAUUCGGAACACUCGCGUGAAUAUUACGCAGUAAAAUUGAAUCAUGGUGUGCAAGAAUUUGAGAGAAUGCCGUUCAUUUGAUGUGACUAUAAUAUAUAUAUAUAUAUAUAUGGAAUAGUGAAGAAGUGUUGUAUGUUAGAGCAAAAAAAAAAAAAAAAAAGAGGAGAGAGAAGGGAAGUGUGAUUGUGGAAAAAAAAAAAACAGAGCGAGAUGGAAAAGGCAAGAAUUCGCGUUCGGUAUGUAGCAAUUAUUAUAGAAACCAUGUCUGUGAUUAUAUUAAAAAUAAAGAGACAAUAUGAGCAAUUCUCCGUAUGCGAACGACCUAAUUAAAAACACGUGUAUACGUGUCUGUAUUGGAUCACGUAUACAUGCGUAUUUGUAUUGUACCAAUAUGUAAAAGUAUAUAUGUAUAAAUAUGUUUAUAUUGAAAAGCAUGCUUGGCAAUUUUAAACGAAUUAAGAGUUUAGAUUAAUUUUUUUUUUUUUUUCUUUUUAGCGAUCAAUCUCAACGUAUCGUGCAUUAUAUUGUCCAUGAACUUGUUAUUUAUAUAUAUACACAUUGAUUCGAUUUUCUCUUAUUCUCUUUUUUCGCAUUUUUUUUUUUUUUUUCUAUUCAUGUAACAAACAAGUUGCAUUUUAUGUUGGAAAGGGUUUGAUCGUUUUUCUUAGUCAGUCAUUUUUAGUUCUUUUUUUUUUCUCCCUCCCUUGUAUACAUUCGUUUCGAUUUAAUUUACAAUUGAAGCACACAUAUUCGAUAUUCGAUACGAUCGUUCGAUUAAAAUUGCUAAAAAAAAAAAAAAAAAAAAAAACAUGCUCAGUUUGCGAAAUUGUAACCGAGCGCGCAAACCACAAGAACAAACGAGAAGAAAGAGAUUUGAAUCCCGCUCUUUCGUUUCAAAGAUCAGAAACGCAAACCGAUUCUCUCUGAACGACCAUUGGAAAAUCUGUCGAAAGUAACACGUUAGGUUGAACCGGGUGAAAGUGUGAGAGUCGAACGGCGGCGUAGAAAAUCUCGCACACCGUAUCAGUACUUAUUGUACAGUACAGAUUUUAAAUAAAAUUUAGGAGAAAAGAAAAAAAAAAAAUGUUCCUUUUCUAUUUUAUUUGGUUAGACUCACGAAGAUGGCAAAAAUAUAUUAUUCGAGACAUAUAGGGGCACACACACAUCCUUUUUCAUAACGAUUCCUUUGAAUUUGCGUAUACGUAGAAUAUUAAUCACGUCCAAGAGACGAACGCAUACGAAACGUAUAUAUAAUAUACAUAUACACGCAAGUAGCAAGAGAGGUGCAAAACACUGUUUCAUGAGUGAAUUGUAAUUACUAUAUAUACAUAUAUAUAUAUACGCAUAUAUUAUAUAUACAUACUUAUAUGUAUACAUAUAUAUAUAUACAUCUUGUAACUAUACAUAGAGUCCUUCAGGAAGAAUUUGUACAAACCCGCUGGAAUAAGGCACCAGCAAGUCUGUGAUUUUAGCUUGGUUAAUUCAGUAUUUUUUUAAAUAAAGUGAGACAAAAUCAAGAUAAACGAUAAAAAAAAAAAAAAAAAGAUUCGAACCGCGAGAGAACUCGUGCAUGAUACAUGAGCGAGAGAAAGUUCUGUAUGGGGAAAAAAAGCUGUCGAUCAUUGUGUAUGUUAGGGCCAGAAGUAGUGGGGACGAGGACAGGAGUGGGAGGGGGGGGGGAUCGUGGGCGAAUGUGUGGCGUGCGUGCAUGAGGGGAAAUAGGAGGGAAAGGUGAAAAAAAAUUGUAAAGUGCAAACGGGAAGAUAUUUAUUACGUAUACAUUUGACGCGAUAUAUAUGUACAAAAAUUUAAACGUAAAAUUUUUCUUACUCGAAAGAAAAUUGUUGCAAAUAAAUUGUGAUCCCAACUUUUGCUAGAAUUGUAAAUACGAUGUUAAUGUAUACGUAAUAUAUUUCGAUCGCAAGAAAUGA
Molecule: messenger RNA, 6430 nt
Organism: Apis mellifera (honey bee)
Lineage: Eukaryota; Metazoa; Arthropoda; Insecta; Hymenoptera; Apidae
Product: protein BTG2
Exons: 1
Coding region: 737-1288 (183 amino acids)
Biological process (GO): negative regulation of cell population proliferation; negative regulation of mitotic cell cycle
Cellular component (GO): cytoplasm; nucleus
Source: RefSeq, a predicted model, not a curated record